CGGCGGCGGCGGCCGGAGCGGCCCGAGCAGGGAAGAUGGCGGCGGCGGGCGCGGGGGCCGGGCCCGGGCCCGGUGCGGGUUCCUCGGCCGGCGCCGGGGCCUCGAACCCGCGGAAGUUCAGCGAGAAAAUCGCGCUGCAGAAGCAGCGGCAGGCGGAGGAGACGGCGGCCUUCGAGGAGGUGAUGAUGGAGAUCUGCUCCACACGGCUGCAGGCGCAGAAGCUGAGGCUGGCGCACAGCCGGGGCCCCUACUACAGCGGCUCGCUGCCCAACGUCAACCAGAUCGGCAGCGGCGUCUCCGACUUCCAGGGCCCCUUGCACUCGCCGCUGGACUCGACGCGCAGCACGCGGCACCACGGCCUGGUGGAGCGGGUGCAGCGGGACCCGCGCCGGAUGAUGUCCCCCCUGCGCCGAUACGUGCGCCAGAUCGACAGCUCGCCCUACGGCCCCACCUACCUGUCGCCCCCGCCGGAGCCCAGCUGGAGGAGGACCAUGCCCUGGGGGAACUUCCCCAUGGAGAAGGGACAUCUGUUCAGGCUGCCGUCCGCUCUCAACAGAACAAAUUCCGACUCGGCGCUGCACACGAGCGUGAUGAACCCGGCCCCGCAGGACGCCUACCUGGGCCCCUCGCAGGGCGCCCCGCCGCCCGGCCGCCGCGGCGGUUUUCUGGACGGGGACGCGGACAGUAAAGUGUUUCUUUUCCAAGUGCCUCCCAUCGAAGAGGGCUUCGACGACAACAAGCACUCGCUGAAGCCCUGGGACACCAAGAAGCUCUCCUCGUCCUCGGCCCGGCCGCGCUCCUGCGAAGUCCCUGGGAUCCACAUCUUCCCAUCCCCGGACCAGCCUGCCAACGUCCCCCUCAUCCCCUCGGCCCUCAACACGGGGGGCUCGCUCCCCGACCUCACCAACCUGCACUUCCCCUCGCCGCUGCCCACCCCGCUCGACCCGGACGAGAGCGCCUACCCCAGCCUGAGCGGGGGCAGCAGCACCAGCAACCUGGCCAACACCAUGACGCACCUGGGCAUCAGCGGCGGCAUGGGGCUGGGCACCGGCUACGACUCGCCAGGACUUACCUCACCUAUGCAGAGCUCCCUGAGUAACCCGUCCCUGCAGUCCUCGCUUAGCAAUCCCAACCUCCAGGCCUCCCUGCGCAGCCCCUCGCUCCAGUCCUCCCUCAGCAACCCCUCGCUGCAGUCCUCCCAGAGCAGCUCCUCCAUCCCCUCCUCGCUCUCCAACCAGUCCCUGCCCUCCUCGCUCUCCUCCUCGCUCAGCAACCCCUCGCUGCCCACGUCCCCCCGCAGCCAGCCCAUGCAGUCCUCCCCCAGCAACCCCAGCCUGCCCUCCGGCUUGAGCGCCUCCUCCUACCCCAUGGUGCAGGCGUCCAUAAGCACCUCGCCCCGCCGACGGGUCCCGCUCAGCCCCCUCACCCUCCCAAUGGGUGGCGACUCCAGGAGGCAGCACCCCAAACAGUUCUCACCAACAAUGUCACCCACAUUGUCCUCCAUCACCCAGGGGGUGCCCCUGGACACCAGCAAGCUGCCGGCCGACCAGCGCCUCCCGCCGUACUCCUACAGCCAGCCCGGCCUCAUCCUGCCGUCCCAGCCGCAGCCCGGGCAGAAAACCCUGCACCAGCCCCCCCAGCAGCCGCCUCUGCCCCCAGCCCCGCCGGCGCGGCCCCCCGGCCCCCCCGGCGCGGCCGCCCAGCGCCCCUACGCCCCCCAGUACCAGCCUGACGCCUCCCUGCAGCACCCGCCGCUGGGGCAGCCGCUGGGCGACUUCGGCAUCGGCAGCUUCGAGCAGUUCGGCAUGGGGGAGAGCCCCACGGGCAACAGCGGCGCCUUCCCCGAGGAGCUGGGGUCGCUGUACCCCCCCGGCGAGAGCUACGACCCCCACGUCCUCAACCGGCAGAACCUGAGCAACUGCGGCCGCCACGGCCCCGUCCCCAACAUCAUCCUCACCGGGGACUCGCCGCCCGGCAUCUCCAAAGAGAUCGCGACGGCGCUGGCCGGCGUGCCGGGCUUCGAGGUGGAGGCGGCGGCGCUGGGGCUGGAGGAGGACCUGAAGAUCGAGCCCCUCAGCCUGGACGGACUGAACAUGCUGAGCGACCCCUACGCGCUGCUCACCGACCCCGCCGUCGAGGACUCCUUCCGCACCGACCGCCUGCAGUGACCCCCCCGCCCCCCCCGGGCUGCCCCCCCCCCCCCCGCGCACACACACGACACCCCCUCUUUUCUUUUUUUUUUUUUUUUUUCCUCCUCCUUCUCUCCAUAACGGGAAGGGGGGGGGGGGGGGUUGGCCAGGGGGGGCCCCAGCCCUACAGCGGGCGCUGUGGGGCCAGCCCCAUAACCCGGUGGGGACAGGGGGCUCAGCGCCCCCCCCCCCCCCAGCACCGGCGUGGCCGAGGGCGGCUGUACAUAAACCCCAUAGGUAGAGCCUGGGGGGGGGGGAGGGGGGGGGGCGCUCCGUUUUGGUGUUGUUUUCCGGCUAAUCAUCAUGUUUAACGAGAAAUUCCGCUCCCCGUCCCCCGCUACGCCGCAUAUGCACCCCCCAGACCCCCCCCAGCCCCACGGGACCCCUGGGGCGCGGGCACAGCACUUCCACUCGGGGCCCCUCAGCAGGGCGCGCGGGGGGGCCCCGGCCACGGCGGCAGGGUGAUGGGGGGGGGGGGAGGCACCGGGGGCCCCAGGACCGCGCUCCCCCCGCCGAGGAGGAAGCC
Cygnus olor (mute swan) is the source of this 2715-nucleotide messenger RNA. RefSeq names its product CREB regulated transcription coactivator 2 (gene CRTC2). The record is from RefSeq and is a predicted model, not a curated record. The transcript has 14 exons. Gene Ontology annotation, cellular component: cytoplasm; nucleus. The coding region runs from base 36 to 2168 and encodes 710 amino acids. Lineage: Eukaryota; Metazoa; Chordata; Aves; Anseriformes; Anatidae. Gene Ontology annotation, molecular function: cAMP response element binding protein binding. Gene Ontology annotation, biological process: protein homotetramerization; positive regulation of transcription by RNA polymerase II.